Messenger RNA from Knipowitschia caucasica, 312 nucleotides. The record is from the annotation of a GenBank genome assembly. Lineage: Eukaryota; Metazoa; Chordata; Actinopteri; Gobiiformes; Gobiidae.
AUGCAGCAGGAGGAGAUCCAUCCAGGGCGUCUUUUUCUGUCCCACCUCUUGCUUUGUCCAUAUCUGGGCUUGUGGACGCAUGAGCUCCCAUUCGCCCACUGGUUCAUUUGGGACCAGGCUUCCCCUUCGCGCUCAUGCACCCACACGGGCAGCUGCGCUCUCGGGCUGGACCGUGGCGUCGUCGCUGGAGCCUCUCAUGUUCAGGUGGAGCCUACCUACAGGAUGCCCAAACGUCGCCGUCACCAGCGCCAGUCAUUGGUGGAGCGGAGACAAUGGUGCGCCCAAAAACUGAGUGGGAAAUUUUCUGAAUGA